Blepharisma stoltei is the source of this 2371-nucleotide messenger RNA. NCBI's taxonomy places the organism in Eukaryota, Ciliophora, Heterotrichea, Heterotrichida, Blepharismidae. The record is from the annotation of a GenBank genome assembly.
AUGCUUUCGUCAAUAUUUUCCAAGGUAGAAAGCCUUACAGAGAGCCAUUUCUGGUCACCUCAUGAAAACCAUGAUCGUGAAGAUCUGGGAGAAAUUGUAUAUCAAGGGACUUUGAGCAGACAAAAUCCAUCUGGCGGUCUCCGUCUUGAGACUUAUUAUUUAACCAGUAAAAAGCUCAUUUAUUUCCAAAAUUCCAAUGGUCUUACGAAAUACAGCAAUUUGAGCUGAAAGGUGAUCGAGCCUUUUGUUGAAGAAGAAGCCUCACGAAGAUAUGGAUUUUGUAUUUCUUAUGGGAAAAAAUGUAAAUAUUUUUACACUAAGUCAUCUGACGAUCUAGAUAAAUGGCUUAACCAUUUAUCGUUCUCCGCAAUUAUGACAGAUAUAGAAAAUGAUUAUUUGUUCCAAAAACAAAUUGGGACAGGGAGUUUCGCAGCAGUUUAUUUAGCGAAAGAUUUAGAUAGCAAAAAGUCUUUCGCGAUAAAAUCAAUAAAUAAAGUUGUGAUACAAAGAAAUAAAAGAAACUUAGACCAAAUUAUCAGAGAAAUCGAAAUAAUGCGGCAAAUCGACCACCCAAAUAUUGCUAACUCCCCCCCCCCAUCCUUGAUCGAACGAUUGACUGUAAAAAUUCCUAAAAAUUGGGAAAAUUAACCCCCAUCCUUGAUCGAACGAUUUUCAUAUCAUGCAAAUUUUUAUAUAUAUAAAAAUAUAUUAUUUAUCAAAAGCUUGGGAAGAUGUGCAUAAUGAAGUUGUUUUCAGAGGCUUUGAGACGACAGAAAGCUGCGAAAUCAACCAUCCGAAGUGAUUUUUAGUCAUUAACAUAUGCUUAAAAACUCAAUAAUCUAAUAAAAUACAGAUUCUUUAAAAUUUUUUUAAAAAAAAUUAAUUUAAUAAGGAGCAAAUUAAAAUUUAUACAGUUUUAAAGGGGUAACUAAUAAAUCAAAAUAUUAAAAAUUGGUAUUUUAUGAAAUAAAUUAAAUUUUUUGCUGUAAAAAAAAUAAUUAUUAAAUAUUCUUAACCCUCUUAUUUAAAAGUAAAUAAAAAAAAUAUCUAUAUAUUUUUUAUUUAAUAUAUAAAUUUUUUUUCCCGAAAAAUUUUUUUUUUAACCCCCAUCCUUGAUCGAACGAUGGCGAGUCGUUCGAUCAAGGAUGGGGGGGGAGUAAGCUUUAUAAGAUUUAUGAGAGUGAGACUCAUGUCCAUCUGGUCCUCGAAUAUGUUGCGGGAGGCACACUCUUACAGAGGCUAACCACAAAAGGACCAUUUUCAGAAGAAAAAUCGGCAAAAUUCAUAGAGAAAUUUUUGAAGGUUUUGCGGUACCUUUGCCAAAACAACAUUGUACAUAGAGAUAUUAAGCCAGAAAAUAUCUUAAUGACCGAUGAAAAUAAAGACACAAGUUUUAAAUUAAUAGAUUUUGGGCUUGCAUGUGUAUAUACUGGAAAUUUAACCUCUAGCUGUGGAUCGCCAGGCUACGUUGCCCCAGAAAUUUUAAGAAAAAUUCCUUAUGAUCCAAAAGUCGAUGUUUUUAGUGCUGGCAUUAUUUUGUAUAUAAUAUUAUCUGGCAGAGCUCCAUUUUCAGCCGGAUCUCCAAAAGAAACACUAGUAAAAAAUAGAGAGUGCUUCAUAACAUUUUCUGAAAAAUAUUGGGGUAAUGUCUCCAGACAAGCCAUAAAUGUUGUUCUGAGACUUACCCAGCCUAAUCCUUUAUUAAGGCCUACUGCAAAAGAAGCCUUAGCUUAUGAAUGGUUUAGAUGGAAAAGUAAUGAAAACAUGCUCUUAAAAUCUACACCUACAAGCUUUAGCGGCGUUUGGAGCAACUUGCCAACAAAUCCUUCACCUGUAGAUACGAGUAAAAAGGGCUUGUCAUCUAAUAGAAGUGUAAGAAUGUUUCCGUUUCUCGGUGAAAAAAAUCGUAUAAGCAUGAAAAAGUUUAAUAAUCCGAAACUAGCAAAAAAGAUUUCAAUGGAUUUGAGAAGAGAAAUUGAAACUCCAAAGAUCAAAGUAAAAAUACAUUCAUAAUAACCCCCCCCCUCCGAGAGUGAACAAAAACAUUAGAAAAAUCGCUAUUUUUUGCCCAAAAACCCACCCUCCGUGAGCGAACAAAUUUUUUUAAAUGAUAAUUUUUUAUGGAAAAAAAAAAUGUUGAUAUAUAAGUAAUAAUUAAUAUAAUGAAAUCUCUAGCUAAUUCUGUUUAAUUUUAAACAAAUUGCGUUUUAAAACAUAAAUUUUACAAAUUAAAUUAAUAUUUGCUUUCCAAUGUUUAUAGAAGUGAAAUUUUUUUUAAUUUCACAAAAACAAUUUAUAAUAUAAAUUUUUUAACUUCCCUCCGUGAAUAAACAAAAUUUUUUUUGUUCACUCACGGAGGGAGGGGGAGUAA